Musa acuminata subsp. malaccensis (wild Malaysian banana) is the source of this 945-nucleotide messenger RNA. Its product is annotated as probable aquaporin TIP1-1. Gene Ontology annotation, molecular function: water channel activity. NCBI's taxonomy places the organism in Eukaryota, Viridiplantae, Streptophyta, Magnoliopsida, Zingiberales, Musaceae. Gene Ontology annotation, cellular component: plant-type vacuole membrane. Gene Ontology annotation, biological process: transmembrane transport; water transport. The record is from RefSeq and is a predicted model, not a curated record.
GAGAUAGAAUGCCGAUCUCUCGGAUCGCCAUCGGGACGACGGAGGAGGCGACGCACCCGAGCGCGCUGAAAGCCGCGCUCGCCGAGUUUAUAUGCACCUUCAUCUUUGUCUUCGCCGGCCAAGGCUCCGGCAUGGCCUACAGCAAGAUGACGAGCGGUGGGGCGGCGACGCCCACAGGACUGAUCAUGGCGGCGCUGGCGCACGCCUUCGCCCUGUUCGUGGCGGUGUCGGUGGGGGCGAACAUCUCGGGCGGGCACGUAAACCCGGCCGUGACCUUCGGUGCGUUCGUGGGCGGCAACAUCACGCUGCUGCGAGGCGUUCUCUACUGGGUGGCGCAGCUGCUCGGCUCCACCGCGGCCUGCCUCCUGCUCCACUUCGCCACCGGCGGGCUGGAGACCGGCACCUUCGGGCUGUCGUCGGGGGUGGGCGUGUGGGAGGCGCUGGUGCUGGAGGCCGUCAUGACCUUCGGCCUUGUGUACACCGUCUACGCCACCGCCGUCGACCCCAGGAGGGGUAGCCUCGGCGCCAUCGCCCCCAUCGCCAUCGGCUUCAUCGUUGGCGCCAACAUCCUGGUGGGCGGCGCCUUCGAUGGUGCCUCCAUGAACCCGGCCGUGUCCUUCGGUCCCGCGCUCGUCAGCUGGUCGUGGACCCACCAGUGGGUGUACUGGCUGGGCCCGCUCAGCGGUGGCGCCCUCGCCGGCCUCGUCUACGAGAUCUUCUUCAUCUGCAGCACCCACGAGCAGCUCGCCUCCGCCGACUACUGACGUCCACGUCGUCUUCGUCCGCUGCUUGUCCCACCUUGCUGUCUUUAGCACUGUUUCCGCAUAGGUUAAUGGUCUUUUAGUCGUCGUCUCGGACGUCGAUCCUUCCCUGCGCCCCUCCUCUUCAUCUGAAUCCAUCUGCGUACAUUCAUGGAGAGCUGUUCCUUCGGCCAUAUCUUUCGCC